Molecule: messenger RNA, 6676 nt
Organism: Carassius auratus (goldfish)
Lineage: Eukaryota; Metazoa; Chordata; Actinopteri; Cypriniformes; Cyprinidae
Product: forkhead box protein O4-like
Exons: 3
Coding region: 1655-3532 (625 amino acids)
Biological process (GO): regulation of transcription by RNA polymerase II
Cellular component (GO): nucleus
Molecular function (GO): DNA-binding transcription factor activity, RNA polymerase II-specific; RNA polymerase II cis-regulatory region sequence-specific DNA binding
Source: RefSeq, a predicted model, not a curated record
CUCUCGGCGCAUGCGCACGCCGCGUUGUCUGGCAGUGGUAAACAGACGUCAGAAGGGAGUCUUCGCCUCGAGUCAAAACAAAACAAAACAAGAAAGAUCUACGAGGAAUAGCUGUUUGUUUAUCUUCAUUAACAGCAGAAGAGAAGCGAUUCCGCGGUAAUUUCAACAAACCGCCAAGUUAUUGAAGAGAAGCGGGUUUCUUCGACUUUUACCGGAGGGAUAAUAACUCAUAAAAACUGGAGUUGGCUAACUAGGUGACCAUCUAGUUACUCUCGCAGUAGUAAAACUACGCUUUUGAGUUUUGUCCCAGAGGCCGAGUAGCCGGCGAUCGAGUUCAAGAAGCGGACAGGCGGCGCCUUUUUGUCUUUUCGGAGAACACAUCGACCGUUAUUGGCAUACUGGAAGCCUUCAACGGAACGGAUUCGCUCGGCGCGAGCGAGCAUCGUGUGUAGCCGCGUCUCGAGGAACAUGGCAGAUGGUGGCACGCGCCAGCACACAGCGUGGAGGACCGUGCACACUUGAACGAAAAUAACACAGCUUUUUUAUUGUAUGGUAAAAACUACCCGUUAUGAUAGCGCACUCCUGUAGGAUAUUGUCUUUGUACUUUUUAUUUUUUUUUAAAUGUAAAAUUUUGAUCGUUAUGAUUUAAGUUUUACGUACGGAUUAUUUUGGCGAUUUAACAAUCUUGCUUAACGCAUUUAAGUGGGGUGCACUUAAAUCAUUUUAAACCUAUAUUUUUUAUGUUUUUAACCUCGGAAUGGAUCCCGAUUAAUUAAAUAACGUGACUUUGUUGACUUUGACAGGCAGCUGUAACAAGUAAUUCCCAUCCACUUGAAUUCGUUUACAAGGACAGUAUUCUUACAUAGUAUAGAAAUACACUCAGUUUACAGGAAAGAUUAGUGUACGACUUGAUGCGAUCAUAUUAAGGUGAUUUAUUGCUCUUUUUGUUGAGUUUGUAAGCUGGUUUACUCGUUUUUUCCUGUCUAAAGUCUAAUUGCGAAAGCCAAUCAACCAUUAGCUGCUAUAAUAGGAACCAGUGGGAGGUGGUUAUUUUAGCAAUUACAGCGCAUCUUAUGAUUGGUUUUGCGAUUUCACCUACUUCAAUGCCUCAAUUAGAUUUUUUUUUUCGGUAAAAGAGUGUUUAAUUAUAUACAACAGUUCAUAGCUCAUCCUUUGUCACUCCAGGGCGUCCUCCUUUACUGUGGUUUAUCUUUUGACAAUCCAGCUGUUUUGAUGUGUAGUGAAUUUCCUUUGUUCUUUCUCCAUUAAACAAAGAGACCCCCUUCUAUCCUCGUUUCCUCUAUGUAAAUCAGAAGGUUUAUGUUAGUUACUAUUAAGGAGAUUAUUUGGCCCCUUUAAUCUCCAAUCUGAGGAUUAACUGACGCUAUAUUGGUGUGUUCAGAUUAUUACGAAUGUGCUCCGUUACGCUCCAGACAGUCGCAGUUAAAUUCAGUACGGAUGAUUUAUACUGUAGUGUAAUAUAUUAAAGAAGAAAAAAUAUUUUAAAAACAAGAUUAUUUUACUUUUGGUAUAAAUAGUCGUACUCUUACUUUUCAUCGGCCAGUCUUUUUUUUUUAUUUUUUUUUUACUUCUCAUCAAAACUUGUUCAGUGAAAUCCAGCCUUUCUCUGAAAUUAUCUGGAUUGCAUCUCAUAAUGGAGGACGAAAACAUACCCCCGAUUGACCCAGAUUUUGAGCCGCAGAGCAGACCGAGGUCAUGUACAUGGCCGCUGCCUAGACCCGACAUCUCAGCUGUCAAAACUGGGGGGGCCGACGGCUCAGAGUCUGCUGCUGGAACUCCACCCACCGAGGAAGAUAAACACGAGCCUCAGCCAAUCAUAUCCGAGCCUGAGAAAGUUGCGGUCUUGGAAGGCGGGAUUAUCGCUGGAGUGGGCGGAGCUACGCCUCGGAAAGGCUCUUCCAGGCGUAAUGCCUGGGGUAAUCAGUCCUACGCGGAUCUGAUCAGCCAGGCGAUUGAAAACUCGCCAGAAAAACGACUUACUCUGGCGCAGAUCUACGAUUGGAUGGUCAAAACAGUGCCUUAUUUUAAGGACAAAGGAGAUAGUAACAGUUCUGCUGGGUGGAAGAACUCCAUUCGCCACAAUUUAUCUCUCCACAACAAGUUCCUGCGAGUGCACAAUGAGUCGACUGGAAAGAGCUCUUGGUGGAUGCUUAACCCCGAGGGGGGCAAAACCGGCAAAGCCCCUCGCCGCCGCGCCGCCUCAAUGGACAACAGCAGCAAAUUGCUUAAAAGCCGUAUGCGCGCAAAGCAGACUAAAAAGCAGGCCGGAGCGGCUGGGAUCGGAGGCUCUGGAGGUUCCCUGCAGGGUGAGGGUGCCUCCGGAGCUGGUGGUGCGGACAGUCCCGGGUCUCAAGGUCAGUUCGGAAAGUGGGGAGUGAACAGCAGCAGCCCUUCCUCUCGUGGCAGCCUGGACGACCCGGACAUGUGGACGAGUUUCAGGCCACGUACAAGCUCCAAUGCUAGCACUCUGAGUGGGAGGCUUUCUCCCAUAGCCACGGGGCAGGAGGACGAGGAUGACCUACCUGAGGACGGUCUUCUUAGUGGCUAUUCCACAGGGAAUCUUCCCCCAACACUAACUGAGACGCUAAUGGAAGAGCUGGAUUUGAUUGACGGGCUAACGUUAAUGACAGGUCCGCAAGGUGGUGCGAGCCCUAGCACAGCUCCUCCUGCCCCACCUCAGCCUUUGCCCUCGGCAUCCACCCUGCUGCCCCGAGUGUCCAGCUUUCCUUCAUUUCGGCAGCUGCAGCAAUCAAAGGCUACACAGGGAUCCACUCCGCCAGGGUCGCAGAGCUCUGUUCAACCCAGUGCUGGAUCGAGCACAAGCCAGUCAAGUUUUGGAAAUUCGCUUUUCAGUCCUCUGCCCGGUCCGGGUCACAGUGGUUUUAGCACUCACGUGCCCUCCAGCCUCGAAGCGCUCCUGAUCUCCGAUUCGCCCCCACCCAGCGAUGUUAUGAUGACCCAGAUGGAUCCUCUUAUGCCGAGCCAAGGAGGUGGCGGGCUUUUGGGGCUUGGGGGAUCUAUGUCCAGCAGCCGAGCUAAGGCAGGCCAGAUGUUGCUGAGCAAAGGCAUUGACACAAGCGCAGUGGGGCUGAUGAGCCUCCAGCCUCAACCCCAACUCCAGCACUCACAGAUGGGCUUUGGAAUGAUGCACUCGGCCAUGAGCCAGGAACCACCUCAGCUUGCAGCUAUAAAGAACCAGCAUCAGGUGCCAGGCGCUGGGAUUCUGCAGCACGGAGGUGUCCCAUCACCCGGUGGGAACGGAGGCCUGCAAGGUCUAGGCCAGUUUGCAACACCGACCUGCUUCAUGCCCUCCCAGGACCGUCUGCCUACAGACUUGGAUAUCGACAUGUUCACUGAAAACCUGGACUGUGAUGUGGAAUAUAUUAUCAACAGUGAUCUUAUGGAUGGAGAACUGGUUGACUUCAACUUUGACCCCAUCAUACAGGGCGGACAAGGCUAUACUGGGCCAGCAACCCAACAGAGCGCCUCCCACAACUGGGUGCCCAGCUAACUUCAUUAUUAAAGAUGGUAACAGGAUUGUAAAUAAGACAUCCAUAAGACAACAUUUAGAAACAGAUGCGGCACAUUGUCUGAACAUAUUCAAAAAAUUUUGCCUCUGCAUUUGCCAUCGUACCUCAAAUAAAUAAACUGCUCAGCUAAGGACAAUACACACGUCAAGUGCCAAUGUCAACUGAAGAGUGUGCUGUUGAACACAGAGAUCGUGGUUUUGAAACGUAAAUUUUCUCUCUUUUUUUUGUCUUAUAUGUGCAACAUUUUUUUGGCCAAUCUUGGACUCCAGUAGCACACAUAAUAAACAGCUAUUCAUGUUUAUCACAUUUAUGCCUGUGAUGCAUAGUGUAAGAUGGAGAUGGUACUCCUCCUUGGUCUUCUUCAACCUGAUAAUGGAACCCCUUCGGCCAGGAAGAUCAAACUUUUCAGCUUUUCUUGAUGUGAACUUUUGUUUGUUGAACAGAAGUGGAGAAGUCCGAGCAGCCGACAUCGAUAGAGUGAUUUUCACAGCUGACCUGACGUUGCUGUUGUUCUCAGCCCCCUUCUGAGCAUGAAAACAACAUUGCACCACAAGAAUGUUAAGUUGAGAACAACGUUGAGUGGCGACUGACCACAGAGCACAGCUGAACUGUUAAGGUGUGCUCGCUCUAUCUCAGUGCUAUGAAGCAUCAAGGUUUCAAGGUGGUUUGGUGACGCUGUGGUGUUCAAUGUGCAAUUCGUUUGGCUUUUAUGACCUCUGCUCUCACAAAGUGAUGUGCUGAAGAGGCUAAUAACUGAAUGAUGAUUUAACUGUCUGCUCUUAAGUGUUUGUUAGUGAUAACAACAGUAUGAAGAAAUGUGAUUAUCCAUAGGGCAUUUUGAUGCAUUUUUAAUCCUGCCAACAGGUUAAAUGGUAUAGUGUUAUAGUUGGAAACUGUGCCCUUUUGCAGAAUGCAAUACCUGAAGAUUUACUUUGUGUGUGUGUGUGUGUGUGUGUGUGUGUGUGUGUGUGUGUGCACAGGAGGAUAUGUGUGUACAUUUGUGUGCCUGCAAAUUUGUUUAAUGCUCUUAAAACUUGAUUCCAACACACUGACAACAGAAUUCAAGGUUACGCUGAAUCAUUUAAAUUAAGCGCAGAAGAAAGAUCUUGAAGAAACAUGGCUACAAUAACGAGAUGUUAUGGUUCCUCUGGCAUGUUUGACUGUGUCCGCAGAAGCACAGAAGAAAAACUAUUUUCUCCGUUUUUCAUAAACGGCACUACUCCUAUUUUAAAUAUAUAUAUAUAUAUAUAUAUAUAUAUAUAUAUAUACAUUUAUUAUACUACAAAAACAGUUGGGCAUAUUAACUACAAUUCUAAUUUAGAUUGGGGUGUUAUCGUUAACAGACUAAUAAGAAAUAGCUGUUAAUGAUUUUUUAAUCUGAGCAGAAGCUAUUUCAGAUCAUUUUUAACGGUCAUUUUCUAUGUAAUCUUUUAUUUUUGUAAAAGAUGAAAUGCAUAUAGAUUUUAUACAAUAACCAAAGGAACACUAAGAACUGCACGUUGGAUGGACGGAAGCACUGCAGUGCGGAUAAGCUUUACGAAACCUUUCUGAAAGAUCUAUGUAAACUAAAUCCUAAUUUGAUUGAUUGCAUGAGGACAUUUAAGAGAAUACAAUUCAUCGAAAGUUUCCAUUUGCUAGAGUUGUUUGUGCUAAACAGAAAAUAUAUAUAAAUCUUGAUUUGCUAGGUUGCUUUUUAAUUGUCUAGGCAAUGAUUUCAUCUCAAAAUGCGAGACUGGUCCAACUGAAAAUGAUUAAUGCAAUGUUUCACUCUCAGGGUUAUGAAAAAUAACAAUUUAAACAAUUUAUGCAAGCCAUCAUCACGUAGAUAUUUUAACACUGCAGAAAUAUAUCUAAUGUUGCAGUUUAUUAUUAGAGAUUUAUCUAAUGUAUGCAUUUGUAGAGUUCCUACAAAACUUUGUAAACUGCCAAUGAACACUAUAGCAUGUCACUCCAGAGAAAACCAUUCAGUUUUAAAGCCCUUUUCUUUUCAACUUGUACCUUUAAUCUGUAAUAGAAAGGUUGAUUUUUAAUUCAUUAUUUGGCCAGAUGGCUUUUGCGCAGUUUAAAACCAGCGUUCUUUUGGUGUAUAAAUUGGCUUUAAUUUGAAAGCUUGAUAUUAGUAACUCUUAUCACAUCAAUGUAGUGAUCUGAGCACAUUAGAUUACUUGUUAAAGUGCUCUCUCCUUACAGAGAAAUCAUUGUAAUCCUAUUCAUCGGUGCUAGAUGUUAAAUAUGAAAAUGAAAGAGGGCCAUAUUUGAUUGGUGCAUAUGUAGAUAUCAGGGCCUUUAAUAAUUUUAUGCAACACAUAUUAAGUACAAUUUCUUAAUGUAAAACAUUGUAUGAGAAAUGUACCUAUGUGUUUUAAUUCCCAAACUCUCAGUUUUUGUAUAUUAUAAAAGAAGCUGUGAAUGGGGAAGGAGGGGCUUGGCCAUCUCACGAAUGGUGGAAUAUUUAAUACAGCGAUUAAUCAACCGUUUACAUCGAUGUGCUUGUCAUUUGGGGCAUCUUUUCUCAUGUUUUUUUAAAUUUUUUAUGUUUGUACAUGUAAAACAGCUCCUGGAUGUCUAAGAGUGAUAGUUAUUCCUGCCUGGUACAUCUUUCAGAAAGCUUCAAGGCUGACGGUCACCUUUGACAUUUUCCUGUGUCACUUGAGUGUUGAUUUGAAAGUGAUUUUUCGUGGUUAACACCCUGGCAUUGUUUAAUUUCUCAAAGUACAGAUAUUGAAUAUUGUAUUCAUCACAGGGCUUCUGCAUGAAAUGCAGGAAUUCCACACCUUCCCUCUUUCCAAAUCACUCUCACUUUUCUUGUUUGAUAUUAGCCUUCUUCCUAUGGUAGUCAUUCUUUAGUUCCUUUCAUUUUCUAAGAGAGUUUGCUAAGUAUCCCAGUUGAUAACACAGAACAUUAGUUUAUGGUCUAGGUUGGGUUUUUUUCUCUUUUGUUUUGGGUUAUAUGACAGGAUGUAAAACUGACGAGUUGUGCAUAGCCAAUAUACUGUAUAUGUACUUGAUUGCUUUUUUUUUUUUUUGCUCAAUUCAUUUUGUUCCCCCAUAUUUUGUUAGUCAGAGAUCAUUGAAAGCAGUUCAGCAUAAUAGAAAUAAACCUGACCUGUUCAAUGUUAAGUUGA